AUGGAAGCUGGACUGUACUGCAGCUUGUGGAAGCCUUGGGGUCUUGCCUGGAGAAUACGGAUCCUCGGACGCGAGGGCGAGGCAUCCAGCUGCUGUCACAAGUCCUGCUCCAGUGUUAUUCCCUGCUUCAGGCUAAGGAAGAGCAUGUGUGAGGUGCUGUCUCCAGGGCUCGCGGUGUCUGUGCUCAAAGCCAUCUUCCAGGAGGUACACGUGCAGUCCCUGAUGCAGCUGGACCGCCACACCGUCUACAGUAUCAUCACCAACUUCAUGGGCACCAGGGAGGAAGAGCUGAAGGGCCUGGGUGCUGACUUCACCUUUGGCUUCAUCCAGGUGAUGGAUGGGGAGAAGGAUCCCCGCAAUCUGCUGGUGGCCUUCCAGAUCGUGCGUGAUCUCAUUGCCAAGAACUACGCCCUGGGUCCCUUUGUGGAAGAGUUGUUUGAAGUGACAUCCUGCUACUUCCCCAUUGACUUUACUCCACCCCCCAAUGACCCUCACGGCAUCCAGAGAGAAGACCUGAUCCUGAGCCUCCGGGCCGUACUGUCCUCUACACCCCAGUUUGCUGAGUUCCUGCUCCCUCUGCUUAUUGAGAAGAUGGACUCAGACCUGCAAAGUGCCAAGCUUGACUCCCUGCAGACUCUGACUGCCUGCUGUGCAAUCUAUGGGCAGAAGGAGCUGCAGGAAUUCCUCCCGAGCCUCUGGUCAUCCCUGCGCAGGGAGGUGUUCCAGACAGCGAGUGAGAAGGUGGAGACGGAGUGCCUGACUGCACUGCACGCCCUCUCUGUCUGCCUGUCCCGCUCUGUGCUCAGCUCUGACACUGAGGACCUGCUGGAUUCCUUCCUCAGCAACAUCCUGCAAGAUUGCAGGCACCAUCUGUGCGAGCCUGACAUGAAGCUGGUGUGGCCAAGUGCCAAACUCCUGCAGGCAGCAGCAGGAGCCUCCCUCCGUGCCUACCACUGCAUCACCCGCAGUGUCCUGCCCCUGCUUCUGGAGCAGUACAUCAAGCACCCACAGAGCAGCCAGAGGAGGACAAUCCUGGAAAUGCUGCUGGGCUUCCUGGAGUUGCAGCAGAAGUGGGGACAUGUGGAAGAAGACGAGAGCACUCCGCUGUCGCUCCAAGACCGCGUUUGCUCUGUGGUUUUCGCGGCGCUGAUGGAUCCCAGUGUGCAGCUGCAGCUGGUCGGGAUCAGGGCACUGACUGUCCUGGGCUCCCUGCAAGGCUUCCUGUCCCCCUCUGACCUGGAGUUGGUUGUGGAUCACCUCAUCCGUCUCGCUCUCCACGAGGAGGAUUCCCAGAGCAGCGAAGCAGCGAUGGAGGCAGCUGGAUCUCUGGCCCCCAUCUACCCAAAAGUUUUCUCUGGACGCAUGGUACCCAGGCUUGAAGAGGAGCUGCAGUCAGGGCAGGAGGAGGAGAGCUCCCGUGACCACUGCUCCCGGCAGCAGCGCUGCCUGCAGGCCCUGGCAGCCGUGUCCACCCACACCAGCAUUGUGAGGGAGACUGUCCCUGUCCUGCUGCAGCAUCUUCGGACUGUGCAGAAAGGAAGCGAGGCCAAGAAUGCCCAGGACGUGGUCUCUGUGUGCCAGAGCCUGCACCGUGUGGCCCUGCAGUGCCAGCAGGACGUGGAGGGCUGCUGGUACUACCACCAGACAGUAGUGCCCUGCCUGCUGGCCAUGGCCGUUGCCAUGCAAGAGAGCACAUACCCACUGCUGGGCAAGGCAUUGCUAGAGGAAGAGGUGCUGGCUGCCAUGGUCCCCGUCAUCAGCGCUGCCACCACUCACCUGAGCCCUGAGCUGGCUGCCCAGAGUGCGUCUCACAUGGUGCCCCUCUUCCUGGAUGGAGAGGUCUCCUUCCUGCCCCAGAACAGUUUUCCUUGCUCCUUCCAGCCCUUCGAGGCUGGGGAGUGCUUGGAGGCACAGAGACGCCUGGUUGCCCUCCUCAUGGCCUUCGUCUGCUCCUUGCCACAUAAUCCCUUCACAGCCACCACAGCUGCCAAGUGCUUCGCAGGGCUAGUGAACAAGCACCCGGAAGGGCAGCAGCUGGAUGAGAUCCUGCAGCUUGCAGUGAACAGGAUGGAGCCCAGCCUUGUGGAGGGGCCCCGCCGAACACAGGCACUCACCUUGCUGCUCUGGGUGACCAAAGCCCUGGUGUUGCGCUACCACCCCCUGAGCUCCCACCUAACAGACAAGCUGCUGGGCCUGCUGGGCGAUUCAGAGCUGGGCCCUGCUGUGGCCGAUGGCUUCUUCCUGCUCAUGGCGGAGUCCCCAGACGUGCUGCACAAAGGCUGCCACGCCAAUGUGCGCAUCAUGUUCCGCCAGCGCUUCUUCACUGACAACGUCCCCAAGCUGGUGCAGGGCUUCCAUGGGGCUGGCCCCGGCGUGAAGGCCAAUUACCUGAAGGCCCUGUCCCAUGUGCUCAACCACCUCCCCAAGCCCGUGCUGGUGACAGAGCUGCCCACGCUGCUUUCCCUCCUGCUUGAGGCCCUGUCCUGCUCGGACCGUGUGGUGCAGCUCUCCACGCUGAGCUGCCUCCAGCCGCUGCUGCUCGAAGCUCCCCAGAUCAUGAGCCUGCACAUUGACACACUGGUCACCAAGUUCCUCAGCCUCACCUCCAGCCCUACCAUGGCUGUCCGCAUCGCUGCCCUGCGCUGUGCUCACGCGCUUACUAGCCUGCCCGUAACAGUGCUCCUCCCGUACAAGGCCCGGGUUAUCCGGGCACUGGCCAAGCCUUUGGAUGACAAGAAGAGGCUGGUGCGGAAGGAGGCAGUGGCAGCACGGGGGGAAUGGUUCCUGGUGGGGAGCCCAGGCAGGUGA
Molecule: messenger RNA, 2808 nt
Organism: Pterocles gutturalis (yellow-throated sandgrouse)
Lineage: Eukaryota; Metazoa; Chordata; Aves; Pterocliformes; Pteroclidae
Gene: MMS19
Product: MMS19 nucleotide excision repair homolog (S. cerevisiae)
Exons: 29
Coding region: 1-2808 (935 amino acids)
Biological process (GO): iron-sulfur cluster assembly
Cellular component (GO): MMXD complex; cytosolic [4Fe-4S] assembly targeting complex
Source: RefSeq, a predicted model, not a curated record